This is a messenger RNA of Sporothrix schenckii 1099-18, 384 nucleotides long. RefSeq names its product small subunit ribosomal protein S5e. Gene Ontology annotation, biological process: translation; ribosomal small subunit assembly. The coding region runs from base 1 to 384 and encodes 127 amino acids. Gene Ontology annotation, cellular component: cytosolic small ribosomal subunit; ribosome. Gene Ontology annotation, molecular function: rRNA binding; mRNA binding; structural constituent of ribosome. The record is from RefSeq and is a predicted model, not a curated record. NCBI's taxonomy places the organism in Eukaryota, Fungi, Ascomycota, Sordariomycetes, Ophiostomatales, Ophiostomataceae. The transcript has 2 exons.
AUGCACGGCCGCAACAACGGCAAGAAGCUGAUGGCUGUCCGCAUUGUUGCCCACGCUUUCGAGAUCAUCCACCUGAUGACCGACCAGAACCCCAUCCAGAUUGCCGUUGACGCCAUUGUCAACUGCGGUCCCCGCGAAGACUCCACCCGUAUCGGCUCGGCCGGUACCGUCCGGAGACAGGCCGUCGAUGUCUCGCCCCUGCGCCGUGUCAACCAGGCCAUUGCCCUUCUGACCACCGGUGCCCGCGAGGCCUCGUUCCGCAACGUCAAGUCCAUUGCUGAGUGCCUGGCUGAGGAGCUGAUCAACGCCGCCAAGGGCAGCAGCAACUCGUACGCCAUCAAGAAGAAGGACGAGCUGGAGCGUGUCGCCAAAAGCAACCGGUAA